Molecule: messenger RNA, 2058 nt
Organism: Paramisgurnus dabryanus
Lineage: Eukaryota; Metazoa; Chordata; Actinopteri; Cypriniformes; Cobitidae
Product: C1q-related factor-like
Molecular function (GO): protein binding
Source: RefSeq, a predicted model, not a curated record
GCGAAUAGACGGGCAUUCUUUCGCUCUUUUCUUCUUGCUUCCUCAACGCCCAUGCACUUGUGCUCACUCACCUGCAGAUCCACUGCAUGCUAAUUUUCCCCUUUCUUUUGCAAGUAAGAAAGACAAACACUCAUUUAUUUUUUUUUCAUCUUCAGGAGCACCCGAGGUCGAGGGAGUCCGUUCCCUCUCACUUCCAGAGGUCAAUAUUCCGGCGUGUGGAGAGAGCUCCGCGCUGGCGGCCCAGCCUCUUCCCCAAUUCAGCCUGGGACGGAAGACCCUGCUGGGGGCUGGCGUGGCCGUCAUGCUGGUCUUGGUCUUGGUAGUCCUCAUACCUGUUCUGGUCCAUCUGGCCGGCACCAACGACAACGCAGGUCAAUACGAGAUGCUGGGCGGCUGCCGCAUGGUGUGCGACCCUUUCUUGGACAAAUCUGGCACUACGGCGGCCAUCGGCACGGCUGUCGCUAACACGCAGUUGGAUGCGGAAGCGCUGACUGAUCACAGUAUGGGACCUCCUCUGCCCACCUAUGCCCACGGACCGCAGGGCAAGCCCGGCCGCCAAGGAAAACCAGGGCCUCCGGGACCUCCAGGACCCCCGGGACCACCCGGAGAGCCAGGUCUCCCAGGACCCAUGGGUCCGCCAGGAAAUAAAAACCUCACAGGGCGACCCGAUACCUUUGCUCUGGGUGGAAGAACGGCGACAGGAAUGGGGACGGCCGUACAUACCAUGGGUCCACGUGUGGCGUUCUACGCGGGUCUGCGGAAUCCGCAGGAGGGGUAUGAGGUGCUGAGGUUUGAUGAUGUUGUGACAAACAUUGGGAAUACCUACGAUGGGUCGACUGGGAAAUUUGUCUGCAAGGUUCCUGGGACAUACUUCUUCACGUAUAAUGUCCUCAUGAGAGGAGGGGAUGGCACCAGCAUGUGGGCAGACCUGCUGAAAAACGGACAGGUGAGAGCCAGCGCUAUCGCACAGGAUCAGGAUCAGAGUUAUGAUUAUGCCUCAAACACAGUCAUUCUGCACCUGGACCCCGGGGAUGAGAUCUUCAUCAAGCUGGACGGUGGAAAGGCACACGGAGGAAACAGCAACAAGUACAGCACCUUUGCCGGCUUCAUUCUCUACAGUGACUAGAGAGGUCAGGAGAUAAAUGGACGGGAGUCUGUUGUCCUUACAUUUAGUCUGUUGUCUGUCGAUGACUUGAAACACGACUAAAUAUAUGAUCUGAUAUAUAUUAUUAGCUUAAUAAGAAAUGCAAUGUUCAGUGAGGGUUCAAGAUGCAUUGAAACAAAUUCAAGAUGAAGAUGCACUUGGUUGAAUCAUUUGUAAAUAUAAUAGAUGUUAUUUAUUAAGCAUAUUUAUAUUAAAUUUAUUUGAGGAAUUAAACUGCACCUGUCGAAUGACUUGCAGUGGCCGGGUGAGGCUGUGUCAUCAGUUUCAGGCAGUUGUUAUCUAGGAAUAACAAACCUUGGAUUGUCGCCACUGGCCAAUCAGAAUCAAGCAUUUUUAAGUGCUGUGCAUAUUGAUUAUGAUAAUAAAAUAUUUUGAUUCAGAGCUAUAACCUUCUGCAUCUGUAUUAAAACUGCACUUUUGAUGGCUGGAUUGCCACGUAUUGCAGACGAAGUGUGAGUGAAGGGUUAAAGACUAUAAUGAAGAUUCAUCAUUGAAUGAAAGUAUGUGUUUGGUUCAUUAUGGUGUUUGUCUCUGUGUUCAUGUUCUGUCUGUAAAUCUACAAUGAUGUUUCUCAGUGUCUCAUUAAUAUAAUGUAAAGUAAAUUGUACCCUAACAUUUUAAGUGUAUUGACAGAUGUCCAUGAGUCUGUAAGCCAUUGUAUGUGAUCGGUGUAUGGCUGUGGAGUAUUAUCACAAAUAAAGCUGAAACUAUGAGCUUUAUACUUAAACAUUUUUAUAUACGGUACGAAAUAUUAAAAGGCUGUGUAAAAUCUCUAAGAUGGGGUAAAAGUUACCACUGUACAAGAACCUUCAGUCAUACUGUAAUUUUGUUAAUAACUAUUUACUAUAUAUAAAACACAAUAUUCAUGACAUGAUGUACAUGUAUCUAAAUGU